Molecule: messenger RNA, 1150 nt
Organism: Salvia splendens (bonfire salvia)
Lineage: Eukaryota; Viridiplantae; Streptophyta; Magnoliopsida; Lamiales; Lamiaceae
Exons: 1
Coding region: 225-1061 (278 amino acids)
Source: RefSeq, a predicted model, not a curated record
AUAUCCAGUUGUACAUCGUUUCACCAGUUAUAAGAGCAUCGUUAAUGCCGCGGGCCGGACAACAUCUGGGUCCCGGCCCGCGGCCCCGCGCGCUGGAGAUGACGAAGUUGCGGCCCAGGCCGGUCCCGAGGACUCAGUCGCGGCCCAGGGACCAUCCCGGGAUCCGGCUUGCGUGGCGUUGCAUCGUGACGGGCCGCACGCGAUGAGUCCCAGCCCGGUUUUGGAUGCCUUUCGGGCCGGGCCGCAAGUCCCCAACAAUUUCGUUUUCUUUAUUGCCUAUAUAUACUCCAUUUUUGCAUCUUUUUUCCACACUUUCUCAAUUUCAAUCCUCUUACAUUACAAUAUUUUCGGCUUCUAUGAAUUGGUUUAACAGCGAUCAACGACAAAUGGACGAAUUUGUCAACGCCAACAACUGGUACGUCCCGCCGUCGCCGGGCCCUAAUGCAACGCCUACGCCUACCAACAUGGAAAUAACAUCGUUAGUGCUAGAGUACGAAAUCAGUGAUAUAGAGCCCGCUGUACAUCCAAUUGUACAUCUUCGUCAUCUUCUUCCUACUUCACAUUGCUCAACCAAUUCACCACAUACACACACACACACACUCGCACACAGUCGAAUCCACCGAAAUUCGAAAUCAAUGCUAUCUCUGAAACUCCCCCCACCGCCGCCGCCCUCAAUCUCCUCCUUCAAUUCCAAACCCUUCCCCCUCCAAAUCCCCAAUUUCCCCUCAAUCUCAAUUUUCCCCAAAAAAUCCCGCCCAAUUAGAACCCUAAUUCACGCGCAGAACAACGGCGACAACAAGAGCAAGGAGCUGCCAAAGGAGAAAUCCAGCGAAGAGAAUGCGAAGAACGGGCGGCCGCGGCUGAAUCUGAGGUGGAAGGACCUCCUGCUGGAUCCUGAUCCGGACAACAUCGUGGCCGUGGGAUUGACGGGGCUGCUGACGUGGGCGAGCGUGCAGGUGCUGUGGCAGCUGGUCGUGAUAUCGGCGGCGAUCGUGCUCGCCGCUCUCAAAUACACCAUCGUUGCUGCUCUGCUCGUCUUCAUCCUCAUCACGCUUCUCUGAUUUUUAUUUUUAUUUGGUUUUGCACAGAUUGUUUCGGAUUGUGAUGUAUUUUAACGAAAUGAAUGAACUCUGGGAUGAGAUUUAUCAGA